AUGGCAAUGGCUUCCACCAUGAGCAGACACCAUCGUUUUUCCCAGAAGAUGCACCUAUCCACCAUCAGUCAGGUUGGAGCUAUUUACUAUCCGACUCUCGCAGCUAUUGGAAUUCCAGCCAAUCUGGUGACCGUAGUGAUUCUGUCUCAGGGAAACGUUGGUCUCACUAAAGGGAUCACCGGGUACCUGCUGGCCAUGGCAGUAGCCGAUCUACUGGCUCUCAUUACUGACGUGAUCUUCAAUCGGAUUAAUGACCUAUAUUUUCCAACAUGCUUCCUGGAUUACACUCCCCUCUGCAGCUUGAAAUUCGUCCUGGUUUAUGCGGCCUUGGACACUUCCGUCUGGUUAACAGUUGUGUUUACCUUUGAUCGAUUCGUUGCCAUUUGUUGUCAGCAGCUGAAAAGAAAAUACUGCACAGAGAAAACAGCUGCUGGGGUGAUAGGGGUCGUGGCCAUGCUGUUCUGUGCAAAAAAUGCUCGUUGGUACUUCACUUACCAACCCCUCUAUGUAAUCAAUAACGUGCCGUGGUUUUGUGAUGUGAAACUGAGCUUCUACGAUUCGGCUGCUUGGGUUACAUUUGAUUGGAUUGAUACAAUUUUAACACCAUGUGUCCCAUUCCUUCUGAUCUUGACCCUCAAUGUUCUGACGGUCAGACAUAUCGUGGUGGCCAGCAAAGCGCGUCAAGGCUUUCAGGCCCAAAGGAACGGCGACAACCGACACGACCCAGAGAUGCAGAACAGAAGAAAAUCAAUCAUAUUACUGUUUGCUGUCUCAGGCAGUUUCAUGCUGCUCUGGGCCACUCAUGUAGCAGUUUUCCUGUAUUGGCGCAUCACCCAAACAUACUCUUACGAAACUUUGGAAGAUCCAUUUUACAUCGCACUGGAAACAGGGUACAUGUUGCAGGUGUUGAGCUCUUGCACGAACACGUACAUUUAUGCAGUCACGCAAACCAAAUUCAGGGAGCAGUUAAAAAGCAUGGCGAAACGCCCUUUUGUGCUGGUUCACCAACUCAUUAAAUAA
This is a messenger RNA of Rhincodon typus (whale shark), 1020 nucleotides long. RefSeq names its product probable G-protein coupled receptor 139. Gene Ontology annotation, biological process: G protein-coupled receptor signaling pathway. The transcript is spliced from 2 exons. Gene Ontology annotation, molecular function: G protein-coupled receptor activity. Bases 1 to 1020 code for a protein of 339 amino acids. Gene Ontology annotation, cellular component: membrane. Lineage: Eukaryota; Metazoa; Chordata; Chondrichthyes; Orectolobiformes; Rhincodontidae. The record is from RefSeq and is a predicted model, not a curated record.